AUGCGUGCAGCGACAAAGCAGCGCACCGCAAGGACAUCUCGGGACAAGUCAGUCGUCCUCUAUCGUCAUGCGCAGAACAUUGCAACUAUCGCAGUGGCAGUAUCGCGCUCGAUUGAGGACCGUUACGUGAAAACGUCGAGCGCGCGGGGUGGGGCAGAGAGCCGAUACGGUGACGAUGGCGCCCGAACACGGCCGAUCGCCGAGUGCCGAGACGACGACUUACGAGCGGGGGACGCGGGGGUGCGCCACUUAUCGCAGCGAGCUGGCAACGUCGCGCGGGGUGGGAGCGCCCCGCGCCGCAACCUCUCACUCACCGUCGCCGGCUCACCAUCGCCAUCAUCCAGCCAGUGUUACCUUUGA
Messenger RNA from Spodoptera exigua (beet armyworm), 360 nucleotides. The record is from the annotation of a GenBank genome assembly. NCBI's taxonomy places the organism in Eukaryota, Metazoa, Arthropoda, Insecta, Lepidoptera, Noctuidae.